Messenger RNA from Seminavis robusta, 222 nucleotides. NCBI's taxonomy places the organism in Eukaryota, Bacillariophyta, Bacillariophyceae, Naviculales, Naviculaceae. The record is from the annotation of a GenBank genome assembly.
AUGAUUAUCCCAGUGCGAUGCUUCUCCUGCGGCAAGAUUGUGGGAAACAAGUGGGAAACCUACCUCAGUCUGCUACAAGCCGACUUUUCCGAGGGAGACGCACUGGAUGAGCUGGGCUUGAAGCGAUACUGCUGCCGAAGAAUGUUGCUCACACAUGUCGACCUCAUUGAGAAACUACUCAACUACAACACGGAAUCCAGUGAAGGAAUCGAACAAAACUAA